This is a messenger RNA of Cimex lectularius (bed bug), 597 nucleotides long. Its product is annotated as 40S ribosomal protein S12, mitochondrial. The record is from RefSeq and is a predicted model, not a curated record. The transcript has 3 exons. Gene Ontology annotation, biological process: translation. Gene Ontology annotation, cellular component: small ribosomal subunit; ribosome. Gene Ontology annotation, molecular function: structural constituent of ribosome. The coding region runs from base 121 to 534 and encodes 137 amino acids. Lineage: Eukaryota; Metazoa; Arthropoda; Insecta; Hemiptera; Cimicidae.
CCUUCUCUUCUGUUACCUUUUAUCAAUAAUAAAUUAAUAAUAAAAUAAAAUCGUAGGAAUCUUGCUUAAUUCUGCUUUUAAUCUUGUGGUUUAUCUCUCUCGGGUUAUUUUAGAACGGAGAUGAACUUCAUUUGCCGGCAGUUGUUCUCAUCGGUAUCAGCCCUCAUCCCAUCUUUUAGCCCUUUUCAAGCUCUUAACCGACAGAUGGCGACACUUCUGCAAAUGCACAAAACAGGACCUCACUUUAAAAACCGGCCUAACAAAAACCCCUUGGAUGGGAAACCGUUCGCCAAGGGCGUCGUCCUCAAGACAUUGAUAAAGAAGCCAAAAAAACCAAACUCGGCGAAUCGUAAGUGCGUCCUUGUUCGCCUCAGCAACGGCAAAGAGAUGGUCGCCUAUAUCCCAGGGAUCGGGCACAACCUUCAGGAACACAAUAUUGUCCUUGUCAAAGUUGGCAGGCUUCAGGAUGUCCCCGGUGUUAAAAUUCGGUGUGUAAGAGGAAAAUAUGACCUUGGACAUGUUAUUAAAAAAUAACACUUUUUUUUAUGUCUAUUUUGUAAAUACUGUUCUAUUAUAAAUUUGUCAAUUGUAGAGGAA